This is a messenger RNA of Branchiostoma floridae (Florida lancelet), 2504 nucleotides long. RefSeq names its product E3 ubiquitin-protein ligase DTX3L-like. NCBI's taxonomy places the organism in Eukaryota, Metazoa, Chordata, Leptocardii, Amphioxiformes, Branchiostomatidae. The coding region runs from base 892 to 1815 and encodes 307 amino acids. The transcript is spliced from 8 exons. The record is from RefSeq and is a predicted model, not a curated record. Gene Ontology annotation, biological process: Notch signaling pathway; protein ubiquitination.
UACUUCUCCCAUGAGCAGGACAAGUGUUUCUGCGAGGCAUGCCACAAGGCCCGGGGGGACAAGGACUCCUAUACGCGGGGUGAACCAAAGAAGAAGUACGCGAUGCCUGUUGGGUGGACCAGGUUUGGUCUUAGCAUACAUCCAACCUUCAGGGACAGCGAACUGAACGUGUUCGGCAACUGGCACCACGCGUACCAUGGGACGGAUCCUGAUGUGGUGAAGAAAAUCCUACAGAAUAGCGCACAACUUCUUAUGCCAGGAGAUGUAGCUUUGGGCGGACGCAAAUUAGGAGAGAGGGAAGGCCAUUUCACCCCUCACAGGAAACCUAAAGGGUUCGACACCAAACAAGUGUUCGUAACACCAAGCAUCGUGUACGCUGGACAUGAUGCCUAUGCCAGUCCUAAAAGGUUCGAAGAUAACAGUAAGGUGUACAAGGCUCGUGUCGCUUUCCAAUUGUGCAUCCGGCCGGAUAGUUACGAGGUCGGACCGGAGACGGUGGGCGCGAGGAGGGAGGGAAAAACAAUCGAUCCUCUCUUCAGCAACGACGAGCUGGAAUGGUCAACCAAGGAAAGGGGAGGCACCGCACUCUACGGUCUACUUGUCAAGUUGGAAGAGUCAGAUGACGUUGAUGAAUUGCGUGCAAGAUUGAGACACAAACACUUUGAAAACAGCGGGCGGCAUUACGAUAAAUGUUUAUGAAGGAGAUCUGACACAGGAAACGGUAGAUGUCGUGGUCAAUCCCGCAAACAAAAACCUUAAACAUGAUGGAGGUGGCGUGGCUCUGGCUAUUAGCAGGGCCGGUGGCAAGGCCAUUCAAAAGGAGUCCAACGAAUAUGUGAGGAAGCACGGUACCUUAAACAUUGGACAAGCUAUGCACACCGGGCGGGCAAGAUGCCUUGUAAAUACGUCAUUCACACAGUGGGGCCAAAAUGGACAGACCAUGGGGACAAAGAAAUCUUGAAGGCACAACUGUAUAAAGCAUUGUUUAAUGUUCUGCACUACGCGGCCAAUGAACUAAAAGCUAGGUCAAUCGCCAUUCCAGCCAUAAGUACAGGACUUUACGGGGUGCCAGUCGACAUCUGCGCCGAGCAACUCGUGCUGGCAACAUGGAAGUUCGUCCAGUCUCCACCUGCAAACAACACGCUUCGGGACAUCAGGUUCGUCAACAUUGAUGGUCAGAUAAACAGCGCCUUCGUUCGGGUCUUCAGUAGCAGCCUCCCACCAUACAGUAGUAAGGCUCAUAGGUCUGAAGACAUUAGCGACGAAGACUGCCCCAUCUGUAUGGGAAAAGUUAGACAGCCAAAAAGGCUCGGUUGUUGUAACAAUGUAUUCUGUACUGAUUGUAUUGACCAAGCGCUUCGGAUCAAACCAGUAUGCCCUACCUGUGUAUAUCCGAUUGGAGUCCUGACAGGACCCCAACCAAUAAAGGCAACAAUUGAAGUAAUGACGUCUUCACAAGACCUUCCAGGCUACGAUGGGUGCGGCUCUAUUGAGAUUCACUACGACGUACCAAGUGGCAUUCAAGAGGACUGCCACCCGAAUCCAGGGAGGCCUUACCAGGGUACAAAGAGGAUGGCCUUCCUACCCGACAACAGGGAGGGACGAGAGGUUCUUGGCUUGCUGAGAAGAGCCUUUUUAGAUAGGAUAGUUUUCACCAUAGGGACAUCGGUGACAACCGGCAAAACGGAUGUUGUCAUUUGGAACGACAUUCAUCACAAAACAAGCCGGCAGGGCGGGCCAUCUAACCAUGGAUACCCAGACCCAGGCUAUCUGAGACGGGUGACCGACGAGCUUGCUGCAAAAGGCAUCAGAUGAAGAAAUCAUCUUUAAAUGUACUACAGAUAAGGCAAAAGUUUAGCAUGACGACGACAACAACAAACAACAUGUCCCAAAGUCCCACAUGAUUGUACACAAAAAACCUGCCCGAUUUGGUAUGAGCAAAUAAAGCGUGCAAAUAAAGAAGGUUGUUGAGUCAGGAUAGUCAUUAUCAAUCAUGCCCUGCUGCCCCUGCCUUAUGUACUUCAGGCAUCGAUUUACUGUCUACACAGUUAUGUGCCUUCGUAAGGUUGCCCUCGAAAAUGUUUGGUCGAUGACCAAAGUAAACUUGUUUACAGUGUGUUUGUGAGACGUAUCAACCCCAGAGCCGAUAAAUGAAUGGUAACAAUUUACUUUAGGACUUCACUUGUGUAAAAGAGGUCAUGUAAGGAUGCGCGAGUGUAAUGCGUUUAUGGGAAAGUAUAAAGUUUUUAUUGUGUACUUAAUUUCACCCCGUGGAGGACAGUUUUUCACACAAAGACAAAGCUGUAAAUUGGAGCGGGGUGCACUCAUGGGUGGACCAAAAAUGACGAAUAAAAACGUGAUAGCAGAAGAAUUGUGCAACCUGUGUGUCUUUGCAUCAUUCAAAUGUGCGCAUUUCCGUCAUGGAGAAGUGGGUGAAAGGGUAACAUGUAGACUUGUGAUAAAUAUCGAAAUCAUGCAAUCAGUGAACUGCUAGGGUAUCAAUA